UCCUCUGUUUCUCGUCACCCAACCUACAAGCCAAUAAAAACCCAGCCCAAACCUUGAAUCCCCGAAAUGCCCCGAAGAGAAAUAGUUUGUUUUUUUCCGGAUCUGUCCCUCCUCCGAUUCCUCCGCGUCCUUCCCCGGAAUUCCCGUUGUGCCCCUCCUCCGAUUCCGUCGUUGCGCCCCCGCCGCCUCCCAUCCUCCGCCCAUCCCAACCGCCACUGUAGAUGCUGAAAUUAGUAGAAUUCGAAGCGAAGCAACUCGGUUAUUCGAAUCAGAGGAUUUUUUUCCUCUCAUUUUUUAGGUUAAAAUCGAUUGUUUUGGGAUUCUGUAGAUGAUUUCCACGAAAAUUUCGGCUGUUCAUGGCUUUAUAGGGUUUAUGCGAUGAAGAAUUCGUUUUUCUUCUAGAAAAUGGGGUUUUCCGGGGGAUUUUCGGAUAUUUUCAUCACAAAAGGGAUUGUUCGAAUCGAGAUGGAACUCCAGAUUUUAAUUGAUUUCUAGGGUUUGCGCGAUGAAAAAUUCGUUUUCCCCUUUGUUUUCCAUGGAAUUUUCGAACAUUUACAGCAAAGAGGGUUUUUACUAAAGAAAAGAAAAAUGUAGAUAAAACCCCAGCUUUUAUUCGAUUUUUAGUGUUUAUCCUCCGAUAAAUUUAAGUAAUUCUUCAAGGUUAUUGCAUCAAGAAAGGAGUUUUUUUUGCUUAAUUAAAACGGGAGAAAUUUAGAUCCGAAUUCUAGUGUUGGGAGGAAUCGAAAAACCUGGAAAGCGACGGACGCGGAACGGUUUUCCUCCGAAUCCGGGAUCUCCCCACUCCCCUCCCCAAUCUCCCGAAAGGCCGCCUGGGGGCAUUGCGGGAAUUCCAAAUUUUGUUUCCAUAUGGUAAGCCCGAAACUUACGUGGUCUUUUCGGCAAUUCCACCUAACUUCGGGGGGCAUCCCCGGAAUCCAACCCAGAGCAGAGAAAAACACAAAACAUACGUUCCCCCAUCCCUUUAACCCCACCAGCCACAAGAACAAGAGCGCAGAGGAGAGAAGAGAAACCAAAAAAUUAAAAAAAAAGAGAGGAACAAAGUAGAGAGAGAAAGGUGGUAGACGAGAGAUUAUCGCUCUCGUCACCUUCGCCAACUUCUCCUCCGCCUUCCGGUUAUGCCCCUGCGAGCCCACCAACCUCUCCGCCUGCCUUCCCCGAAUACCCCUCAUCUUUUCCUCCCUCAGCGCAGUCGUGGAGAUUGUAAUUAGCGAUGGUUAGCAUAAGGAGACGGAGAUAUCUGGGGCUCUGCACAGGGAAAAGUUCCGUUCCUGUAGAGCUUCCCAAGCCUGCUGACAAUGGGCACACUCUGGAAAAUUCUAAUCAGAAUGUAAAGCCAUUCAGUGUUUAUCCUAUGCCUUCAGAUAAUUUAAGCCUUCAAAAGCCGUUAAAGAUCAAUGUUUCUGAAGCAUUACCUGGAUCUUCAAAUGCAUCUGGUUCAAGCACAUCAAAGGAGGAGGCAAAUCAUUAUUAUCCAGGUAAACAAAUCAAACGCCGGAAGCGACACAGGAGAAAGCACUUUGAAGACCAAGAACAAUGCAUAAUGAGGGGUGUUUAUUUCAAAAAUAUGAAAUGGCAGGCGGCAAUAAAAGUCGACAAGAAGCAAAUCCACUUGGGCACUGUUGGAUCACAAGAGGAAGCGGCCCGAUUGUAUGACAGAGCUGCUUUCAUGUGCGGGAGAGAACCCAACUUUGAACUCUCAGAGGAGGAGAAACAAGAACUAAGACAGUACAAAUGGGAUGAUUUCUUGGCAGUGACACGCAAUGCCAUCAACAACAAGAAACAUCAGAAAAGGCUUGGUGCAGAUAGGCGAAAGAAGCCUGAGAACCAGUUGCAGAGUAAUGAUGGGGAGCAUGAGCAAGGCACCCAUGCAUCAUCAGCAUCUGAUGAUGGAGAUGCUGAUACAUCUGUCUCGUAAUCAGAAUAAUGCAAUCAGAAUAAUGCAAGCAGGCCAAAGGCCAAAUUACAACUGACCCUUAAUUUUCCUAUAGGGAUUAGUCUAUGUCUACAUAUUUUAUAUAGGUAGCGUAUAGCUUAUAUUUCUCCAUUAAUUUGCUGUGUAUAAAGCCCCUAUUAGGGCAAGCAAGGGUUGAUGAAACAUAUUAAAUUCUGGUAAGAGAAUUCUGUUGCCAUUUUCAACUAGCCAAUAUAAGGCUGCAUUUGGAGGCUUUUAUCCUAA
This is a messenger RNA of Elaeis guineensis (African oil palm), 2197 nucleotides long. Its product is annotated as ethylene-responsive transcription factor-like protein At4g13040. Gene Ontology annotation, biological process: regulation of DNA-templated transcription. Lineage: Eukaryota; Viridiplantae; Streptophyta; Magnoliopsida; Arecales; Arecaceae. The record is from RefSeq and is a predicted model, not a curated record. Gene Ontology annotation, molecular function: DNA-binding transcription factor activity; DNA binding.